Komagataella phaffii GS115 is the source of this 852-nucleotide messenger RNA. RefSeq lists its product as hypothetical. The record is from RefSeq and is a predicted model, not a curated record. Lineage: Eukaryota; Fungi; Ascomycota; Pichiomycetes; Pichiales; Pichiaceae. The transcript has a single exon. The coding region runs from base 1 to 852 and encodes 283 amino acids.
AUGGAGAGAGCGUUAGUAAAUACAACUUUCAGAUUGAACUACAUUCUCUCCAUAGACGGAACGACUCUGGAAGAGCUUCGAGAGCCUGAGAAUUUGACUUUGCUGAAAACCCUGAUAGUUGACGAGUUGAAAAAAUACGAACUAAGCUUAACAUCCCGAUCCAGCAGGCUGCCAUUGAGUGAACAACUUGAUCAGGAAGUAGAAAUAUCUCCGAAGACAGUGCAAGUAAGUUUAAACAGACAGGAGAUUGGUGGGUACAAUGUUCUGUAUUUAUCCAUCGUAUGUCGUGGAGUGAUUAAACGUCAGGUAGUCAUUCUGGUAAUGAACCCACAAAAACGUGGAGUUAUAGCACUAAGUCGAUGUGAUACUAGGUAUCUGGGAUUGAUAUGGUCACACCUUACAUCAAAGAUGGGUCAGAUAGUCAGACCCAUGGAUAUCACUUCGGUUUUCAUGACAGAAUUGUUUGACAAGAGCAUGCAGGAAAUACCUUCUUCAAACAUUUUCAACAUUGUGGGCAGUCUGCAUUUAAAUUUUACUGUCGAAACGCUAGGCAACUCUUUGAAAAAUAUCAUUAUAGACAUUCCAGGAGAUGUGCUUGAAAAGUGUGACUCAAAAUCUUAUGUGCAAGAUAUAUAUUCAAGACUACGAAAGCAGCUGGGUAUAGAUUUGUCACAAUUAGAACUGACAACAAUCCGUUCAAACAUAUUCAUGAUUACAAAUACCGGGAGAAUAAGAUUUAACCAAGGAACUAGCCUGGAUUCCUCGGAUAAGGAUACAGUGGCUGUUUGGACUAUGAUUGAUCAAUUAUAUACAUAUGCAGAACGACUCACAGCUAUACCUAUCCCUGUUUGA